Molecule: messenger RNA, 918 nt
Organism: Salvia miltiorrhiza (redroot sage)
Lineage: Eukaryota; Viridiplantae; Streptophyta; Magnoliopsida; Lamiales; Lamiaceae
Exons: 1
Coding region: 1-918 (305 amino acids)
Source: RefSeq, a predicted model, not a curated record
AUGAGCGGUGGAGAAGGCGGGAAGUGGUUUAGAGACAAUAUGGAGGUGAAAAUUGGGGAGAGGGAUGGUUUUCUUUUUUGGCAUCAUUGUUGGGCAGGAAAUUUUAAGUUGUCUGAACUGUUUCCUCGGUUAUUCCAUCUUAGCAACAACAAGGGGGGAGCGAUUAGUAGUAUGGGUACUUGGUUUGAGGGGGAGUGGAGAUGGGACUUGAAGUGGAAUCGUGAACUUCGACAGAGAGAGCUUGAUCAAGUUCAACAGCUUACUUCAUCCACUUGUAAUGUUCGUUUGACUGCAGGCUCGAAAGAUAGCUGGUGCUGGAAAGCUAGCAAAAAUGGAGUUUUCUCGGUUCAAUCGGCCUAUUAUGCUCUUGGCCUGGAGUCUCGAUCGAUGGAAGAACGUAGGGUCGAGAAUGAAAUGGCAUUGAUUUGGAAAGCUUCGGCAAAGGCAGUUAUCACAGCCUGGAAAGUACUUAGAGGAAGGUUUCCUACUUUCGAUAAUCUCAGGAGGAGGCAGGUGAACUUCCAGUCGGGGAACCUGUGUGUGCUGUGCAACUCUUGCGAGGAGUCGAUUAAUCAUCUCUUCUUUUCUUGUCACAAAACUGAUGCUAUUUGGAAGGAUAUUAUUUCAUGGCUUGGCAAGCAAACAGCGUCCCAGACACAGGCGAAAGCACACUUUAACGCCUUCAUUAAUUUGGGAAAUAAAGAUGACGUUAAGCUGCUUCUUAGUGUGUGGAUCUGCACGAUUUGGUGCUUUUGGAGGAAGAGGAAUGAAUGCAUUUUCAAACAAGGUAUGUGGAAUAGGGAAAGGAUUUUUUCCGAAAUCAAGUCGAUACUUUGGGGCUGGAAAAUGGCGUUCAAUCUGGUGACGCCAUACUCGGAGUUUAGAAGGUGGUUCUCUGCUGAAGCUUUGAUUACUUAG